CAUGUUGGAAAACCAUUCAAAGAAUAAAAAAAAUGAUAGUUGAGAGAGUGAUAACCAUUGAAUACCUUGAACCAUCCAUGACUAUAGAUCUACUCCGCAAGUUCCCUGAUGAAUCUGCAUUUGGCUUUGACUACUCACAGAGUGAAAUUUGGUCACCUUUGCUUCCUCGUGGCCGCCAUGAAUCUCUUCUUGAGUUUUCCGAUGCCCGGAAAGGGAAAUCUUCAAAAGGAAAGCUCAAGAAGAUCAAGGGGAUGUUCAUUGAGACCAAGCUAAACAACAACAAGAAGAAGAAGAAGAAGAAAAGGAUGAGCAAUAUGUUUAUCAAGAACUUGGACUUCUCCUCCUCAAGCUCUACUCCUGUCAAAGGGUGGAGGAGAGUUUUAAGAGCAGCAACAAAUAAAUUCAAGGGCCAGAAGAGAUCUUCAUUGCAGAGGUUGUUGCCUACUUAAUUUGUGAAGCUUUUGUGACUGUGUAUGUAUAUGGUGGUCACUAUAUAUAUAUAUAUAUAUAUAUAUAUAUAUAUAUAUAUAUAUUUUCUGCAUUUUAUGUUUGUGUUUCUUGAUUUGUAUGUAAAAUAUGGCAUUUGAAUUUUGAAUUUGAUGCACUAUUUCUGAUUUUUUUAAGUACUGAUUUGGUUACUUGGUUUUCUGGG
Molecule: messenger RNA, 652 nt
Organism: Dioscorea cayenensis subsp. rotundata (Guinea yam)
Lineage: Eukaryota; Viridiplantae; Streptophyta; Magnoliopsida; Dioscoreales; Dioscoreaceae
Exons: 2
Coding region: 33-449 (138 amino acids)
Source: RefSeq, a predicted model, not a curated record